AUGAACUCCGUAGCCUCCAAACGUCUCUACCAAGAGUACAAACACCUCACCACCGACCCGCCCGAGGGCAUCACCGCCGGCCCCGUCAGCGAAGACGACCUGUUCGUCUGGGAAGCCAUCAUCGCCGGGCCUGAGGGCAGUCCGUACGAAGGGGGAGUGUUUCCGGCGGAGCUGAAGUUCCCCAAGGACUAUCCUUUGAUGCCGCCGACGAUGAAGUUCCUGUGUGAUUUGUGGCAUCCUAAUGUCUACACGAACGGCAACGUCUGCAUAUCCAUCCUGCACGCCCCCGGCGAGGACCCGAAUCACUACGAGCAGGCUUCCGAGCGGUGGUCGCCGAUCCAGAGCGUGGAGAAGAUUUUAAUCUCGGUGAUGAGCAUGAUUGCGGAGCCGAACGAUGAGAGUCCGGCGAAUGUGGAUGCGGCGAGGAUGUGGAGGGAGCGGAGGCCGGAGUUUGAGAAGAGGGUGAAGGCGGAUGUUAGGAAGAGUUUGGGGCUGUAG
Molecule: messenger RNA, 498 nt
Organism: Saxophila tyrrhenica
Lineage: Eukaryota; Fungi; Ascomycota; Dothideomycetes; Mycosphaerellales; Extremaceae
Gene: ubc7
Product: ubiquitin conjugating enzyme Ubc7/UbcP3
Exons: 2
Coding region: 1-498 (165 amino acids)
Cellular component (GO): endoplasmic reticulum; cytosol
Source: RefSeq, a predicted model, not a curated record